AUGGAAUAUACUAAAAGACGCCGGUGUACAGUUAAUAUUGAAAGUACUAAUCUUCACGAUAUUUAUAAACAUGAUUUGCAAAUGUAUGAUUUUUCUCCAUCAGGGGAAGUUCCACUUACAGAGUUUCAACAAUUAGGUGUUGAAAGAUUGAGACAUUUUGCAUACCUUUUACAUGCAAAAGGAUGCAAUUCACCUACAGAGACAGAUUUACAGUAUAGGAGAAAAGAUCAUAUAUCACAUUUUAUACUGAGAUUAUCAGUUUGCCAUGAUACAGACCGUCAGAUGUGGUUUAUUAAUCAAGAAGUAGAAUUUUUUAAAUUAAGAUUUAGUUCACUAGAUAAAGAAGGAGUAGAGAAAUUACUUUGCAUGCAUAAAAUUGACUGUCAACAAAUUACACCAGAAGAAAAGGAUGAACUUAAGGAGGAACUUCAUUCAUCCACAUCAAAAAUUACAAAUGUUGAUAUAGUAGAAUUUUAUAAAGUACCUUUUAGAAAAGUCACAGACCUAAUUAAAUCACGUAAGGUUUAUAUUUCUCAGGGAAUAGCAUAUGUACCGCAUACAGACUUGGUGUCUGUGUUUGUAUCUCAUUUUAGGAAAAAUAUGCAGAAUGGUAUGUCGCAUGCAAGACUUUCUGUCUCAAAUGUAUGUGAUGAUGAAAGAAUAAUAUCUUUUCUUGAUUCUUUACCUGGUUAUUUUGCUGGUAUGACACGUGUUGUAUGGACUACUACUACUACACCUAUAGACAAGUUGAACGAGUUAUCAAAAUCAUCAUAUCCUAUGUGCAUGAGGGUAUUACACGAAGCUCUUAAGAAUAACCAUCAUCUUAGGAAUAGUGGACGUAUUCAGUAUGGUUUAUUCCUAAAAGGUAUAGGAGUAACAAUGGAAGAUUCUAUGAAUUUCUGGAAAACAGAAUUUACAAAGAAACUAGAUGUAGAUAAAUUUGAAAAAGAGUAUGGCUAUGCUAUAAGACAUCUUUAUGGCAAAGAAGGCAAACAAACGAACUACACUCCUCUGGGUUGUCCAAAAAUUAUAGCCAGUUCUGUAGGUCCUGGAGAAUAUCAUGGCUGUCCAUACAAACACAUGGAUCAUGAAUCAUUGAGACAAAAAUUAUUCAGUUUUGGCCUAUCUGCAGCAAACAUCACUGAAAUAGCAGAAUUGGCCAAGGAUUGGCAUUAUAAUAUUGCAUGCACAACAUAUUUUAAAGCUUUACAUAAUAAUCGUUUGCCAGAGAAACCUGUUAUUCAUCCAAACGGAUAUUUUCUAGAAAGUCGAAAUAUAAUGGCUAAAGAUAGUCCCACAGAAGUUGAAGGCAAGGAAAGACAGACGCAAAGUUCUUCACAAAAUCUUACACAAAGUGGAAGAUUAAGCGAUAAAAUAGGUACUCCUAACAGAAUCGAUAGAAAUAGUGGUACACCUUUAAGGAAUAUCGCUACACCUUCCAGAAGUUCAGAUAGAACGCCUACUACACCAAUGAGAAGAAUAGACAGAACGAGUAUGAUGACUCCGGUGAAAUCAGUUAAAGCGACUCCGAAGAGAAUAGAAAAUCAUCUUAACGACGAUGAGAUCGCUGAGUUGAUGAGCGAAGAUAUGUGA
Molecule: messenger RNA, 1593 nt
Organism: Habropoda laboriosa
Lineage: Eukaryota; Metazoa; Arthropoda; Insecta; Hymenoptera; Apidae
Product: DNA primase large subunit-like
Exons: 7
Coding region: 1-1593 (530 amino acids)
Biological process (GO): DNA replication, synthesis of primer
Cellular component (GO): alpha DNA polymerase:primase complex
Source: RefSeq, a predicted model, not a curated record